Akanthomyces muscarius is the source of this 1773-nucleotide messenger RNA. RefSeq lists its product as uncharacterized. Gene Ontology annotation, biological process: coenzyme A biosynthetic process. The coding region runs from base 1 to 1773 and encodes 590 amino acids. Gene Ontology annotation, cellular component: phosphopantothenoylcysteine decarboxylase complex. The transcript has a single exon. The record is from RefSeq and is a predicted model, not a curated record. Gene Ontology annotation, molecular function: FMN binding; phosphopantothenoylcysteine decarboxylase activity. Lineage: Eukaryota; Fungi; Ascomycota; Sordariomycetes; Hypocreales; Cordycipitaceae.
AUGGAGACAGAUUCCAGCUCGGCGACGCCGGAGCUACCUCUUCCCUCCCAAUCCGUGCUGUUCGAUGAGCAGUCCGUGCCUCCCAAGCUGCACCUGCUCAUCGUCGCCACAGGGCCCCGCGAUACCUCUUGGGCGCACGCGCUUAUUGUGCGCUUGUCAAAGAGCCCCAACAUCGAAAUGCGCGCCGUUGUUGAUGAUGUUGUGCCUCGAAUGACACAGACCAUCAUCGCCAUGCAAAACAUGAGCUUUGCGGUCGGUGCCCCAGACCGGCCUGAAGAUGUCGAGUUUUACCGGGAGCAGGCAUUUGACCUGGUAGAAUGGGCCCAUCUUCUCAUAUGCUUGCCCCUCGACGCUGACGGCAUUGCCAAGAUGCUUGCGGGAAUCUCGGAUACUCUGAUCGGCGAGGUGCUGCGAGGCUGGAGCUCGCAAAAGAGCAUCGUGUUGGUGCCAGGCAUGAGCAAGCCAAUGUGGUCCAAUAACACCACCAGAGAGCACCUGGACAAGCUGCGUAAUUCGGAUAAAUGGAUACAAGUUCUUGAACCGAUUCUGUGGCAUUAUGAAAAAAGGCCCAAUGCGAAACGCGUGCCUAGCUGGAACUCUUUUCAUCAGGUGUUGCGAAUCAUCCAAAAUCGGGCCAAUCUACUGGGCCUGGGCCGUGAUUCUGGGGUCAUCACACCAAACAUCUCGUUGCGCUUCAAAGAAGGAGUCCAACUCCCGCAGCUGCCAUCUGAAGUCUGGACCCUGAUUCUCGAACAUGCCAACGACUGGGAGCUGGCGCAGGCGCUGGGUAUCUACACGUCACUGCCGCGGCCUCGGGCCUGGGUGCUGUCCCCCAAGGAUGAGCUAGAUCACGUCAGAGUAUACGAGCACAAGUUGGAGAAGACUGCUCUGACCGGUACCAGCUCAGAAGUAUGCAAAAUGUUGUCCGAAGCACCGGGCGAAUACAACAACCUGUCCGCGCUCUUCAUCAAGGUACUGCUGCGGUUCGGACAUAUAGAAACGCUUGAGUAUAUUGAGUCCAACAGACCCGAGAUGUUCAUAGCCCUUGACGGAACCACGAUUCCUACGAAAGUAUCGUCAUUCUUCCCGUGCACCAAGAUGCUCCAGUACUGGAAACACAGCCAAUGGUUUACUGAUAGGCACAUGUACGACGCUGAAGCAGUCGACGGAGCCUCUAGAUACGGCCAUGUGGAAAUACUGGAUUGGUGGUGGCGGCAGUCUGGGAUGCCCCUGCGAUACACCGAAACAUCACUGGAGCAAGCCAGCGCCAACGGACACAUUGCCGUUCUCCAAUGGUGGCAGGAUGCGGCCUUGCAAGACGACGCUGUCGUCCUGCGCCCUGGACGUGCUCUGCUAUGGGCUGCCCAGCUUGGACGGGCGGACGUGCUGCAGUGGUGGCACUCAUCGAAGAUAGCCGCCUCCAAUGCAGACAAUGUGAUCAACACGGCCUGUCAAAACGGGCAUGUCGAUGUGCUCGAGGUCUGGCGCACCGCAAAGGGCGACGGUGGGAUAUACGUGGACGAGGUAGAUGUCAUGACGGCAACGGCGUACGGUCACGCGCCGGUGCUGGAGUGGUUGCGCGGCUUUUCUCGCGGGCUCCUGCCCGGCAUGAGCGGCUGCGGCCUGCCCAUUGAGUUCCAAGUCUGUGAUAUUCAAGCUUGUCUGCAGCGUAAUUCGAGAGAGCAGAGAAGAGUGCGAGAGUGGUGGGCCAAGAACGGCAUACGACCUGCCGCGACGGCCAACGAACGAUCGAGAGACAUUGUGCGGCUGUAA